This is a messenger RNA of Trichophyton benhamiae CBS 112371, 279 nucleotides long. RefSeq lists its product as uncharacterized. Bases 1 to 279 code for a protein of 92 amino acids. The transcript is spliced from 2 exons. NCBI's taxonomy places the organism in Eukaryota, Fungi, Ascomycota, Eurotiomycetes, Onygenales, Arthrodermataceae. The record is from RefSeq and is a predicted model, not a curated record.
AUGGCUAAAAAGAUAGGAUCGAGAGAAGCGAGCGAGCGCGAAGAGCAGGUCCUCAGCGACGACGACGAUGAGGACGACGACGAGGACGACGACGACGAAGCAGAAGAGAAAGAAGACGAGAAGAAGCUAAUCAACCCCAGGCAGGCAGCAGAGAGAUCGCAUCGACCGGAAGCCCACUCGCGAUCCCUUAAUCCCCUGGCAUACGAGGUUUUGAAUACCGUGGAGGGCGGGAAGAGGAAGAAGCGAUACAAGGGACGAGGGGGCCGUCAAAAGCAAUAA